Molecule: messenger RNA, 2751 nt
Organism: Closterium sp. Yama58-4
Lineage: Eukaryota; Viridiplantae; Streptophyta; Zygnematophyceae; Desmidiales; Closteriaceae
Source: the annotation of a GenBank genome assembly
AUGUUCUGCUGGCACUGUUUCCGCUGCAUGCUUUUAGCUUUCCUGGCUCUACCUGUUCCUCCUGCCACAUCCCGUCCUGCGUCCCCUGCUACCUUCCUUCCUCUGUCCUUUCCCCAUUAUUGGCUGUUGAUUCAAAAUUCAAGGGUGGAGAAUUUUCACCUCCAUUCAAAGGUGUUCCCACUCUUUGGGUGGCUUCCAGAAGAAGCUUCCGUGCACCUCGUUCCGUCCACCUUCACUCCCCUCCAGUGGAGGGUGGUGGAAGCUGCGAUUGGCUCCAACCCGCGCCACCUGGCAGAGUUCCAUUCGCUGUGGGCUGGCUGGCGGGAAAAGGAGGACGAAUUUGAGCAAGUGGACAGCUGUGUCGACCACUACCUAGCUUAUUUGCAUGUAUGUGUUGCAGGGAGUGGUUUAGAGUGGUCGAGGGGUGGUUCAGAGCGGUUGAGUGUGGCGAGAAGAGGACGACGAGUGGAUAGCUGCGUGGGUCACUGCCUUGCGUAUUCACUCGUAUGGGUGUAUGUGUGUUUUGGUGUGUGGUGCGGGUUUGUGGUUGUAUGGUAUGUGGUUGUAUGGUAUGUGGGUGUAUGGUAUGUGGUUGUAUGGUAUGUGGUUGUGUGGUAUGUGGUUGUAUGGUAUGUGGGUGUAUGGUGUGUUUGUAUGGUAUGUGGUUGUAUGCUGGUACUAUUCAUCUCUUCUUCUCGUCCUUUUUCCUAUUCAUUCUCAUUCUCGGCUGCACAGGCAACGGAAGUUGAGCCAGCCAUGCAAGCAGCACUCACCCACCUCGAGAGGUUCGGAGAGCAGCUAGCUUCGGGUGAACAGCCUCGGUGGGCGGCCAGGUUCGGAAGCCCCUGGGGCAAUGCCCCGGGAACGUGGAGCAGGUGGUGGGUGGAGUGGAGGGAGAGAAGAAGAGGAAAAGAUAGAGUGAAAUGGAGACCAGAGAUUGGCUACGGGGUCGAUCGAGGAAAUGUGCGUGGGAGGCGGGAAGCAUUGGAAGAAGAGUUGCAAGAAGAGAGGGGAUUGUGGUAUACCAAGGGGGGUGAAGUGCCGGAAGGGGGUCCUGUGGGGAGUGGGAAAGAGGAGGAAGAGGAGGAGGAGAGGUGGAUGGAGGAGGAAGAGGAGGAAAGGGGGGAGUAUAGGCGGCAGUUGAGGGAGUGGGCACGGUUCCAGAUGAUGGAUUUUGUUCAUGCACUGGCGACUGCUGAAUUCGGGGUGAACUAUGGCAAAGAUUCCGGGGAAGAGUUCAUGGAAGAUCCUGCCGCUGCUGCAUUGCUCAAGGUUGGGUUGUUGUACCAGCAACGGGAUCCCAUGUACGUACGACCAACAUCAGUUGCUUUUCAACGAUGUCUUACUCGCUGGCUCGUGGAGCUGGUUCGGCUGAGGGAGGCCAACGUGCGACUUGAAGCGGAGGUGUCUCGCCUUCGAGACAAGUCAGACCGCCUGGAGGGAGAGAGGCGGCGGCUGUCAGCACGGCUGGCGGCGGUUCACACGGCGAUGCAGCAGCUGGAGAGGGAGGCUGCCAUUCGCAGCCGGACAAGGGCAGAGGCCACCAUGGGAGUUCAGCAGAAGGGAUGGAACCGGUGGUUCAGCGGAGAUCCCAGCGCCAUGGAGCGGGUGUUAGAGACAGCAGAGGAUGCCAGGGUGGAGAGGGCGGCUGCUGCUGCCACAGUGGAGAAACUUGUGGAGGAGAACGCUCGCCUGGUGCAACAGAUGAACGAGCAGAAGCUGCUGAUAGCGAAUCUGGUUACCACCAUGCGGACCACUGUCAUCCCAGGCACCCCUUCCGGCAUACCAGCAAGCUCUCAGAACAUCCACGCUGGCCUGUUAGCAGCAGCUGCAUCGGCAGCACUGCCAGUGCGUGCCACGUCAGCAUCUGAGUACACCCUCACAGCUGACGUGGCAGGAUUGGGGUUGGAGCAUCAGGCGGCAAUUGCAGGGAGUGUGGGUGGUAACCAGGAGAGGGUCCCAGUCGCUCAUAUGAGCCAGAAGAUCCAGGACGAGUGCUCCAGGUCUCCAUCCCCUCGCCCAACCACUCUGCACCCUUCUGCACUGUUUCCUGCUGCAACGGAUGGUGGUUUGCACAGUGCUGCCAACAUGGCAUCUGUUGCAGCUGGGGAGGGUUCCAGGGGCAGUCAUAGCAGUUUUCUCACAGCAGAUGGUCCCUCUUCUUUCCUGCAAUCCACACACUCGUCCUCUUCCUCCCUUGCUGCAGACGCCUCCUCUCUCCUGCCUGUAGUGCGCAGUGCUCCUCCUCCCUCUGCAGCUCUGUGUGCGCAGCAGCCUACCCCUACCCUGUCUGAAACAUCCAGCCGAUACCCUGCCAUUUGGCCUGUGACAUACAGUGAGAGGGAAUCAGAAGGAGCAGGAGGAGGGGGAAUGGAUGGAGGGGCAGGAGCGGUAGCUGUGAAUGAAGGGAAUGGGAUGGCAGAUGUGAGGGCACAAGGGAUGGUGGUUGAAGCUGGGUCUGUUGUGGCUGCUGGCGGUGGAGCUGGUGGUGUGGGUGUGGGUGGUACUGGUGAAGUGGUGGUUCGGCGAGCAGGGGGUGUGGAGCGGAAUGAGGUGUCGCUUAUUGAUUCGCCGCUCGUCGGCGCCCCCUUUAGGUUGGCGUUUUUCCUUGUGAAGGUGGUGAGUAAAACGGGGAUAGUUCAGAGGCUGGCAGGAAGGCUUGCGGGGGGGAGGAAUAAGGACUCGGGGGCGGGUGGAGAGAAACGGAAUGUCAGGGUGGAUGGAGUUGGGUCGUCUGUUGGCAUGCUUUAA